UUUCCUCCUUUUGCCAGUUACCCACAUAACAAAGCUUAGAAUCUUAAAAAAUUCUUCAAAUCACCAUAGAAUUCUCUGAAAACCUCUCAAAAUUCAAGCCCUAGAAAUCUCUAGAAUUUUCUAGGGCUUAAUUCAUCAUGCCUCUGAUGUCAAAAUCAUCCAAAAUCCAAUUCAUCUUCUUGCUCCUCACCGUUCUUUUCAUCGCCGUCCGAUCGUCCCAGUUCAAUCCGCUCUUGUUACCCUCGGAUCUUGCCCAAAACAACAACAACAACAACAACGAUGGAUAUGAUGAUCAUCUUUGCCCUCGGGUCACGGAACCGGCACCGGAUUCUUGCCCCGUGAAGUGCUUCCGGACCGACCCGGUUUGCGGGGUUGACGGAGUAACCUACUGGUGCGGCUGCGCUGACGCACAUUGCGCCGGGACGCGUGUGGCUAAAUUAGGGUUUUGCGAGGUGGGAAAUGGGGGCUCCGGGUCUGUUUCUGGGCAAGCCCUCUUGUUGGUGCAUAUUGUUUGGCUCAUUCUGCUUGGAAUCUUUGUGUUGUUCGGACUUCUUUGAAUUGGAUGGUUGUUUUGUGGGGGUUCUUUUUUGGCUAUUUCGCGGCUGCUAUUGGUUUGAUUUCUGGUGGAGAGAGGUUAUAAAUUUCGUGAUUUUUUUAUGUUAUAUUGCUAAUGAAUUUACUGAUGUAUCGUUGUAUAUGUGUGUAAGUAGGGACGUCCAUUGAUUACAUGAAAUUAGUGUUCUAUUCUUUGGCUAUUUGGUAGAAAUGAUGAAAUUCAUUUGUAUUUCUCAAGCCUACUUUGGUUCGUCGAUAUCAGGAUUUGAUGUUUUUAAUUUGUCGAUUUACUAGCUGUUAUGAUUAUUAUGCACUUAA
Molecule: messenger RNA, 873 nt
Organism: Coffea eugenioides
Lineage: Eukaryota; Viridiplantae; Streptophyta; Magnoliopsida; Gentianales; Rubiaceae
Exons: 1
Coding region: 138-557 (139 amino acids)
Source: RefSeq, a predicted model, not a curated record